AAGCUCAAGACGAUCUUCAAUCUUCUCAAGAAGCCAUAUUGUGCAAUACAAAAACACGAUGGCGAACAAAAGCGUCAUCGCGAUCGUUACUUUGAGCAUUAUUAGUUUCCACUUAGCGUUUGCGGACAAUCCCUGUCUGAAAGGGCCACCAGUACCGAAGAAUGCAGCCGAAUGUUGCGUAACGCCCUUUCUCGUUGAACCAAGCACUUUUAUGGCUUGCCAUUCGAAGUGGAUCGGUCAAACUAAACGGCAGAUGGCGCUAGAAGGCACUCCACGUGGUUGUUGCGUAGCGGAGUGUGUAAUGAACUCCACGAAUCUUUACUCCGGUGGGAAAAUUGAUCGUGAUGCACUGACCAAGCUGUACCUGGGUUCAACCAAAACGAUGGCUCCCGAAUGGAAGCAAAUCACGCUGGACGCGAUCGAUGGAUGCUUCAAGAUGGCGGACAAGAUGAAGGAUGAAAUUGCGGCUGGUGCGAAGCUAACGCCUGCCUUUGAAGGUGAACAGAUCUGCCAUCCUAUCUCUGGUACGCUAUUGGCCUGCAUGGGUAUGACGCUGUUUGCGGAGUGUCCUGCUAAAUUGUUCACCGUGAACGAUGAUUGUAACAAACUGAAGACAUAUCAUAGCAAGUGUCCAUUCUUGUAGACGACUCUGCCGAUGACGAAAGAGGAUUUGAGUUUGACUAUGGUAACUUUUUAAAUAAACUUCGCACCAAUGCACUAUGGCAAA
This is a messenger RNA of Anopheles funestus (African malaria mosquito), 727 nucleotides long. RefSeq lists its product as uncharacterized. Lineage: Eukaryota; Metazoa; Arthropoda; Insecta; Diptera; Culicidae. Gene Ontology annotation, molecular function: odorant binding. The record is from RefSeq and is a predicted model, not a curated record. The coding region runs from base 59 to 643 and encodes 194 amino acids. The transcript has 3 exons.